GGAACCAACACGUGUUAGAGCAAGAAAGAAAACAUCUUAUCUGUUACAGCUUGGACAUCAACAGCAGAUAGUUGUCCUCUUCACCUGGCCCUCUCUAUCUGCAUAAUAUUAGCAUAAAUCACAGGAAGUGGACACAGCAUCUCUACAAGAAGGACUAUUUCAGAGAUUAAUUUUUAAUGUGAGAAACAGGAAGGAGAAAGACGGAGAAUGGCUGAAUUCAGGUGGAUUCAAAUGUUUUCAUCAGUGAUACUAAUGCUUCAAUUGUCAGCAGCAGCAGCUGACUACUCUGAGUUUAUUAUCAGGGAUGAAGGUGAGGUCACUUUGUCAUGUGAAAAUGUGACAGAUGAUCAAGAUAAAUGUGACAGAACUACCUGGCUCCUAAGUCAAUCAAAUAGAGCCGUAGUAACACUGUUUGAAAACGGGAAGAUUCACCAAGGGGCCGAAAAUAAAUCAGACAGACUGAGUGUUACAGCAAAAUGUUCUCUGGUUAUAAAGAAGCUCACAGCUGAGGAUGUUGGUCAGUACACCUGCAGAAGGUUCAACAAAUCAGGACAAAAAGAAGGUUCAGACUCUGUAGCUGAGCUGUCUGUUGUUAACCUAACUGAAUAUAAGGAUGAUGACACAGUGACAUUGAAGUGCUCUGUGUCCACAUAUAAAGAAUGUAAAUACACUGUGAAGUGGCUCUAUGGUAACAAAGACCUGAGGAUGUCACAGUCUGCCUGCAGUGUGACCUUUGCAACAUCUGAUCAUAUUUACACAUCCAAGAACUCUGAGAUGUUGAAGUGCCAAGUAGCACAUGGUGGAAACGUGCAGGAGUUUAUCUUCAGUCAAUCUUCUGGUGUGUGGAAGUUUAUUGUUGUAGCGCUGGGGUUAACAGUACUCAUAAUGAGUGCUUUCAUAGGCAUCAUAUGGAAGAGAGUUAAAGGACACAAAUCACAGAUGAAUGAAAAUGCUGAACUCAGUUUAAACCCUGCAGUGACUCUGUCUGCUCCAGGAACCAUUCAGGACUCUGCUGAAUCUGAAUACGCUGUUCCCUCCAUCAGCUACACCAACAACACCACCAGUAAAGCUCAGGUUGUGGGUCAAGAUGAUGAUGAAGAUGAUGACACAGUGACCUACAUCACCAUGAAAAGUCACAUCACUUCUGCUGCACCCUCCAGUGAUCCCAGCAGCCUCUAUGCUGCCAUCAACAAGCCAGUGAGAGACACGUGUUGACGAAACAGCUACAGCUCAUACAAGCUUUCUUACGUUACACUGGUUAUGGUUGCGCUCAGGCCCUUUUCAACCUGUUAUUUGUAUCAGAUUGUGUAAAAAUGUUUCUAAUAGGCUUAAGUUCUCCAUGUUUAACAAAAAGGAUAUUAUACUGCUCAUUUACAUUUCUAACACAGAAUGUUGCACUAUGUUUUAUCCAUAAAUUGUCUCCAGUUUGACAAAGUUCAGAAUUUAUUACUGUAGCAAUCCCUUUAUCCAGAAGGGGGUGCUGUAUAUUCAUUAUAACAAAAUGUGAAGCAGUGGAAGAAAUAAUCUAACAUCCUCAGACAUAAUAAAA
Molecule: messenger RNA, 1549 nt
Organism: Pundamilia nyererei
Lineage: Eukaryota; Metazoa; Chordata; Actinopteri; Cichliformes; Cichlidae
Exons: 8
Coding region: 208-1215 (335 amino acids)
Source: RefSeq, a predicted model, not a curated record